UAGGAGAAAGAAUGCCUCUUUGCCCUGCAUUUCUCAUUUCGGACAAAUGGCAAUUUGGACUACUUCCAUUAUUUUCUGUUAGUGCUGGUUCAAUUCCAUCAUCUGAUGAAAACGAAGCUUCAGCCAUAUCCGAAAGUACCCCCAAACGAUGUCCCGGAUGCUUGGGCAGAGACUCUAUUGCGAAUGCAGGUGCUAGGGUGGGACCUGCUGUUGUCAACAUAUCCAUUCAUCAGGGUAUGUUUGGAAUUGGUGGUGGGAAGGGUAUAGGUUCUGGAACUAUUAUUGACAAGGAUGGUACCAUUUUAACUUGUGCUCAUGCUGUGGUCGAUUUUCACGGAGUGCGAGCUGCAUCAAAAGGAAAGGUUGAUAUUACUUUGCAAGAUGGCAGGACAUUUGAGGGUACAGUGGUGAAUGCCGAUGUACAUUCUGAUAUUGCUAUUGUAAAGAUCAAUUCCAAAAGCCCACUCCCAACUGCAAAACUUGGCUCUUCAAGUAAGCUUCAACCUGGAGAUUGGGUGAUGGCCAUGGGCUGUCCACUCUCACUUCAGAAUACUGUAACUGCGGGUAUAGUAAGUUGUGUUGACCGUAAGAGUAGUGAUUUGGGUCUAGGCGGAAUGAGGAGAGAGUACUUACAGACAGAUUGCGCGAUAAAUCCGGGAAAUUCUGGGGGGCCCUUAGUCAAUAUUGAUGGAGAAGUCGUUGGUGUUAAUAUCAUGAAAGUGUAUGCUGCUGAUGGACUGAGUUUUGCUGUACCAAUUGACUCGGUCACCAAAAUUAUAGAGCACUUCAAGAAAAGAGG
Molecule: messenger RNA, 799 nt
Organism: Morus notabilis
Lineage: Eukaryota; Viridiplantae; Streptophyta; Magnoliopsida; Rosales; Moraceae
Product: putative protease Do-like 14
Exons: 6
Biological process (GO): proteolysis
Molecular function (GO): serine-type endopeptidase activity
Source: RefSeq, a predicted model, not a curated record